Molecule: messenger RNA, 888 nt
Organism: Thermothelomyces thermophilus ATCC 42464
Lineage: Eukaryota; Fungi; Ascomycota; Sordariomycetes; Sordariales; Chaetomiaceae
Exons: 6
Coding region: 1-888 (295 amino acids)
Source: RefSeq, a predicted model, not a curated record
AUGGCCGACACUGUACAUACUUCAGAUGCAAGCGGCAAGACGGCAAAAUCCCGUCCCACGCUCCCGGGCGUGCCGGCCAGCUGGGGCGAGCUGAAUAACGGUCACGAUGAACAAGACCGCCCACAGUCCGCAGCGCCGAUGCAGCGGUGUUCCCGGCAGAAACCCAGCGGGCACAGGCCCACCAGUCAUGCCCACCAUGCCGUCAUCGCCCCCUGCCUCCAGUAUCCCGGAACAGCAGCGAUCCGUCCCAAGACACGCCGCACUAUCCGCGUUACACUAGUGGUCGAAACCGUUCCAGGCAUCCCCGCGGAAGCAACGCGGGGUGGCAACGACUUUACCAAUGCAACCUCGGGAACUACCAGGUCGGCGACCUCGCAAACACACGGCAUCCUACAUUUUAUUAUACCGUCUGUGCGGCCCAAGCUCGACGUCGAUCCCACGAUUGCGACAGAAGACAGGAUGACGACGGAGACCGUUUCCCGCGGUGAGGCAAAACCCAGAGGCUGGCGCCAAUCUGCGGUCAAUGAAGAGGGAUCUGCACGAGGUCUGCACGAGGAUUCCACACUCGUGGACCCAGUUGACAGAGAUCCGAUCCGGAUAACGUACACUACAUACAUCGAGGGUACCCAGGAGAUUUCUACAGUAUUUAGCCGGAUUGAGGAGCCAACCACACAGCUGGAUGCCCUGCUACAUCAGUCUCCGUAUGCAAGUUGUCCCGACCCCGGCGAGUUUUACAUUACACUAAGCGGGAACAUCGGGUUCAGCAGCGCCUCUCACGGUCGACCACAAUCUCGUUCACUCCACGGUGCUGUGGAUCCCGCCGAUCAGCCCUGCGACGUCACGAGAAAGGUCCGAGCUACCAGGCUGUUUUCGUCGCGCGCCUUUUGA